CAACUCCGGACCGCGAGCAACGGCUCGGUUCGCGCCGUCAUUCGUGUCGCGACGCACCCUCCUGACGCGCGGAACCACCCCUACGGUUAUAUAUCGGUCGUGAUUGCGCCGACCUAUCCCACGGCACGCCGAAGAAGAGAGCGAAGUAGGGUCACGUACGAGAUUUUGAAGGCACCGUCGGACCCCGUGUUCCAGAUCCUUUCUCCGUCCGCUCUGUUUCAUCUGUCAGCGGAAGUUAGAAAAUAUCCGGGCCGACUGGCGCGGCGAUCCAUUACCGAGUGACGUCGAAGCGUCGGCCGGGCCGCCGCCACGAGAUUCCGUCCGUCGUUUUCGAGUGCGUAAUUAAUCGUGGAACUCAAUCGAGUGCCGAAUUAAUCGCGGCGAAAUUCACGAACCGCGCGUUGUGCCGCAGUACCACUCGCGCGCGCGACUAUGAAACGCCGUCGCCGGUGCAAGUGACUCGGCAAUAAGCGAGACGGCAGAAAGACCGUGCGGCGACAACCGGAAGGGAGAAAACCGUGUGCCGCGAGGACACCGGAAGAUGGAUCGCGUAUCAAAAAACAUGCCGGAACACUGAACAACCCGGACCGCAGAAAUAAAGAAAGAAAAGGGGGGUGAGACGUUUUCGCGCUCGGGUAGCAGGACGUCUUCUCGGCGCUCUAAUUAAUCUUCGUAACGAGCGGACCGCCCGUGGGAUCCUCCUCGUAGCACGACACCCCCGAGCCGAAGAUACCUCUUCCUUGUGAAACUCUCAGCUGCAGGUGGCACGUAGAGCUGUAAGUAGCGCGAGCAAACGAGCUAGCCGUCAGAUGAGACGGUGAAAGGCGCGAGAAGAGAUUCGACGUUCGAGAUGCUGCCUUAACCCUUUGGCCUACAACCACGAGUAAGACUCGUGGUAAGGAAUUUGGUCCCUAAGCAAUAAGCACGAGUCUGACUCGUGGUACUUCAACGCGCGACCGACCUUCCUGUUUACUAUGGCCCGAGCAAUCGGGAGAAAGCGUGUAGGUCAAGUGGUUAAUUAACAGAGCGCUUUAGCUAACUGGGGUUCAAUUUCCUUAAAUACACCCGUUACGCGGAUAGCGCGAUCAAAGCGCGUCGAGUGCGAACUCAAGGUCGGGCGCCGACGUAAAUUAAAGACCAUCGACAUCGAUAACCUCGCUUAAGUGGUUUCAACCAGGCGGCACUUUGCACCGGUGAGGAUCGCGAAAGGUGGGCGACGUGUCUUCGAUUAUCGACCGACUCUAGAUCUCUCGAACGUUCACGAAGAAGUCGAUAAGGGCGCUACUCCGAUAGAGAAGGGCCUCCAAUCCUUGAAGGGCGGAUAGAAAGACGGGAGUUGGGGAAAAUCUUUGAAAAACCCUGUCCCUGAUCAAACUAUCGAGGCAAAUCCCCGAGGCAACUCGGCGCUUCAAAAAGUCAUCCUCAUCUUCGAAGAAUCUACGAGCGAAUGAGGUCGGGGCGAAAGAAGACGUACACCUCGCAAGUGAUUAAGAAUAGUGCGAUCAAGAAGAAACUCGACGAAUAAAGCCCGCUACUUCGAUUCGUUGCGCGAUUCCGCAAAGUGAAUGUAGAAGAAUCAAUCUGCAAUCAUUCAGGGCGGAAACGACGGUGACAAACGGUGCGGUACAUUUCGGAAGAUUAAUUCCGAAAGUGGUCGAAAGAAUUUCACGAACGCGAUAGAAAUUCACGAACCGUUCAAAGGGUCAUUGUGAUCUUUGCCGCGACGGCGGAGCAUUAAACACGGACGGUUGGCUUUACGCGAGGACAUUAAGUGGCGGAACGAGUGGCAGACGAGCACAAACGUAUUCCGGCCGGCGAGACGAGAGACCGGAAGAGGCGCAACGAAAGGAAUAAGAAGCGCGGAGAUAGCAGCUGCGUUGGACGGAGUCUAUGGCGAUGAGACCGGAAGGUUAAUCUGGAAGGUUGGAUAGAGCGAAGGCAAGGAGAGCCUGAAGUAGCUAUCGCGACGGCGGAAAAAGUGGACCUUCGGACCGGCUGGAUGUGAGAAAUUGGGGGUGGCUCGAGGAUGUGUGAAGACGAAUGCGCCGAAGAUAAGAGCCGGCUGAAGAGGGAAGCGAGCAUUGAUCCUUGAACUCUGUUAUCCUGGCGAGAAAGGAAAACGAGUGCCUCCACACGUGCGCGGUAAUAAAAUCGAGUGCGUAGUAUUUCGUGCGACUUUAUCACCGAAUAACAUUGCCGAUCGCCCUCCCCCUUUCGUUAAUUCCAAAAAAAAAACUCGCCAUUAAAGUCCUCACGAAAAUUCGAGGAGACUUUUAGAAAAGCUUCGCGCGAUCGCGAUAAAUCCUGAUUAUUGCUGCACCGUGAAAUUUACUUGAGGAUUAUCGCCGAUGAAGAAUGGUUACGCUAAGUAAUCCUUUCGAAGAGGUUAAUUAAACAUCUUAUCAAGACAAAGGAUCCACGAUCCUAUUACAUUCGGCCAUCCUGCAACGCGGUUGUGAAGGAAGUGCUGCGGGUGAGCCGGUGGGUUAAUGAUGAUGGCAUGAGGACAUUAGUAAGGACGCGCUGCGGGCCCAGCGAGGAGGAGGAUGAGGAUGGUGGUGGGCGUGAUGGUCCUUGGUCAGCUACUGACGAGGAUCCUACUCGCAGCCCACGCAGGAGAUCGCCUCGCGGCAGCUCGCAGGAUUCUCAGAGACGUGCCGCUGAUAGAUGGGCACAACGACCUACCCUGGAACAUACGGAAGUUUCUGAAGAACCAGCUGAGGGAGUUCAGCUUUGAUGACCUAAGGGACACUCAUCCUUGGUCACGAAGCGCCUGGAGCCACACAGAUCUCAGGAGAUUGAAGGAGGGCAUGGUUGCAGCGCAGUUCUGGUCCGCGUAUGUGCCCUGCUCGUCGCAGCAUCUCGACUCGGUGCAACUGGCCCUGGAACAAAUCGAUCUUAUUCGCCGACUGGUCAACAAGCAUCCGGAAAAUAUGGUCCUCGUUACCACAGCGGAAGGUAUCGAGAGGGCGCACAAGGAGGGUAGAUUAGCGAGCCUGAUAGGGGUCGAGGGGGGCCACGCCGUCGGGGCGAGCCUGGCGGUCUUGAGGAUGCUGUACGAGCUGGGCGCCAGGUACCUCACCCUCACGCACACCUGCAACACGCCUUGGGCAGACUGCAGCACGGCGGAUGAACCCGGUCAAGUGCCUCAAAUCGGUGGUCUCUCGAAUUUCGGUAAGAGUGUCGUGCUGGAGAUGAAUCGACUUGGGAUGAUGGUGGACCUCUCUCAUGUCUCGGUACCCACUAUGCUGGCUGCCAUGACGACGUCGAGGGCGCCGGUGAUUUUCAGUCACAGCAGCGCUCAUGCCCUUUGCAAUUCCUCGCGAAAUGUGCCUGACCACGCGCUGCGACUUUUGGCGCAGACCGGUGGUAUUGUUAUGGUAUCUUUCUAUCCCCAUUUUAUCAGCUGUGGCGAAAAAUCUACACUCGAGGAUGUAGCAGCGCACAUCAAUCACGUGCGGAAGAUCGCCGGGGUGGACCACGUCGGCAUCGGAGCUGGAUACGACGGGAUCAAUUUGACACCAACGGGCCUGGAGGACGUCAGCAAGUAUCCAGAGCUCUUCGCAGAAUUGCUAGCGCGUGGCUGGUCGGAGAGAGACAUCCAGAAGCUGGCUGGCUUGAAUCUUAUACGGGUGUUCAAGGCGGUAGAACAGAUUCGUGACAGUCUGGCCGCAGAGGAGCCGCUGGAGGAGGAGAUCCCGCAUGAGGACAUAAUUGGUCGCGAUUAUUGCCGUUACAACAUAAAGCGUCUGAUGGCGCCUUAAGCUGUCGGAAUCCUCAUGGCGAACGUAAACGAUCGAGUGAUCGAAGCGGAAACAGGGAAAGAGAAAGAUAAAGAGAGAGAGAG
Molecule: messenger RNA, 3847 nt
Organism: Linepithema humile (Argentine ant)
Lineage: Eukaryota; Metazoa; Arthropoda; Insecta; Hymenoptera; Formicidae
Product: dipeptidase 1
Biological process (GO): proteolysis
Molecular function (GO): metallodipeptidase activity
Source: RefSeq, a predicted model, not a curated record